AUGUUGCUUUCUAUUUAAACAGGAGCUAGAGAUUUCCCCUUGCUCCAGCAUAUAGUUUACAUAAGUAGAUAUAUCCUCUCUCGAUCGCCUCUAAUUUUCCGUUUUCUUUCUUUCUUUGCUUGCAUAUUUCUGUAGAAUUACACGUAAAGUGAUGGCAAAGUCAGCAGAGAUUGUUUGUUUCGGGGAGAUGUUGAUUGAUUUCGUUCCUGAUUCUGCCGGAGUCUCCUUAGCAGAGUCUACGGGCUUUCUCAAAGCCCCCGGUGGUGCACCUGCUAAUGUUGCUUGCGCCAUUACCAAACUUGACGGCACCUCCGCCUUCAUUGGAAAGGUGGGAGACGACGAGUUUGGGCGUAUGUUGGUGGAUAUACUGAAGAGUAAUGGGGUGAACAGCGAAGGAGUGUGCUUCGAUACUCAGGCGAGGACAGCACUAGCGUUUGUGACACUGAAGAGCAACGGGGAGAGGGAAUUCAUGUUCUACAGGAACCCGAGCGCGGACAUGCUGCUCAAGGAGUCAGAGCUGAACUUGGGUCUGAUAAAGCAGGCUAAGAUCUUUCACUAUGGAUCCAUAAGUUUGAUCACGGAGCCUUGCAGGUCAGCUCACAUGGCUGCCAUGAAAGCUGCGAAAGAAGCAGGCGUCCUCCUUUCGUAUGACCCAAAUGUUCGCCUUCCUCUCUGGCCUUCCCCUGAAGCUGCAAGAGAUAAUAUCAGAAGCAUUUGGAAUGAAGCUGAUUUUAUCAAGGUUAGUGAUGAUGAGGUAAAUUUCCUGACACAAAAAGACGCAGAAAAGGAGGAGACAGUGUUGUCCCUAUGGCAUGACCGCUUGAAGCUUCUUGUUGUUACUGAUGGAGAGAAGGGCUGCAGAUACUUCACCAAGAGUUUCAAAGGAAAAGUGAGUGGGUUCUCUGUCAAGACAAUAGAUACCACAGGAGCCGGAGAUGCUUUUGUAGGUUCCCUUCUGGUUUCCAUCGCCAAAGAUCCUUCUAUUUUCCAGGAUGAAGAGAAAUUGAAGAAAGCCUUGAGAUUUGCAAAUGCAUGUGGUGCAAUCAGUACAACCCAAAAGGGAGCCAUUCCAGCAUUGCCAUCAACAUCUGAUGCCCAAGGACUCAUUGCUGGCUCCAAGGCUUACUAAUGAUUCUUAAUUACCACCUAUCCUAGUUAUCAUCGUGUUUUUUUUUUACUGCCACUAUCAUUUGAUGACUACAAUUCUCCAAAUUCGUACUCCUUAAUAAGUUUAAUUUGCUGGACAAUAUAUUUAGCUUAAUUAGUACUGUUUGUAUUACUCCGUAGUUUAUGAACAAUUCCCUUCCGUCUUAUUCUUCCAAA
This is a messenger RNA of Nicotiana tabacum (common tobacco), 1323 nucleotides long. Its product is annotated as putative fructokinase-5. The record is from RefSeq and is a predicted model, not a curated record. Gene Ontology annotation, cellular component: cytosol. Lineage: Eukaryota; Viridiplantae; Streptophyta; Magnoliopsida; Solanales; Solanaceae. Gene Ontology annotation, molecular function: fructokinase activity. Gene Ontology annotation, biological process: fructose metabolic process.